Molecule: messenger RNA, 4303 nt
Organism: Mastomys coucha (southern multimammate mouse)
Lineage: Eukaryota; Metazoa; Chordata; Mammalia; Rodentia; Muridae
Product: zinc finger protein 160-like
Exons: 5
Coding region: 306-2564 (752 amino acids)
Biological process (GO): regulation of transcription by RNA polymerase II
Molecular function (GO): DNA-binding transcription factor activity, RNA polymerase II-specific; RNA polymerase II cis-regulatory region sequence-specific DNA binding
Source: RefSeq, a predicted model, not a curated record
GCGAAAGCUGAACGCACUCUUGCGCAGCGACCCGGAAGCGGUUUUGCUCUGCAUAAAUCUAGUAGCUGGGUGAGUUUUCCCAGAUUCUUUAGACCGGUUGCUGGCACUCAGAACCCGGACCUCUGCCCUGGAAUUCCCAUCUUGUGUGCAAAGCUCCACUCGGGAACGCGGAGAGCUGCGAGACUGAAGAAGUAGGAACGGAUGAGAGAGAUGGCAGCGGAGCCAGGAUUGACUUCUCAACACUAAUGUUGCACAAGGAAGAACCUGGGAGGAGGAGAAGAAAGAAGAAAUAAAAUAAGCCAGGGAUGGCUGUCACUCAGGAACAGUUGUCAUUCAGUGAUGUGGCCAUAGAGUUCUCUCAAGAAGAAUGGGAAUGCCUAGACAAUGCACAGAGGGCUUUGCACAGGGAUGUCAUGUUGGAGAACUACAGCAACCUAGUUUCCCUGGGAGUCACACUUCCAAAUCUGAAUUCUAUGUCUAAAUUGGAACAAAACAAAGGGCCCUGGACUGUGAAGAGUGAAGCAAUAAGAACCAGAAAAUCAAAUAGACAGAAAUAUGUCAGAGCUAUGAGUGCAGUUAACUCUCCUGAACAUAUAAUUAAAGAUUUCCUACCAAAAGGGAGUGGAGAUUCAGGAGAAAUAGUCCAGACAAUGGUGGCAGAAAAAUAUAAAAGCAAUGGCACUGAAGAUUUUUCCUUCAGCAAAAUCCAGCAGAAUAUUCAGAAUUUUGAGUUUCAGUGGAAAGAGCAUGAAAGGAAUUAUAAACCCACUUGUAGAAGAGAUCAAGAUAGUGGGAAGGAGACAGGAAUAAACCUUAAGAAAAGUCAGCUUCUGUUAAGCUUUACUUCACGUCUGCCUGAACUGCAGCCAUUUCCAUCUUCAGAAAAUAUUGAUGGUGAUGAAGCUAAGUACACCAGCAGCAGUUCUUCAGUUUUGUCAUCUGAAAGAAUUCCUUCUCCUGGUGACAAAGCACCAAUUGUUCAUGAAUUUGAUGUUUAUUCUUCACUACUUAUAAAAGGACAGAAAACACCCAUUAAGGAAAAAACUUAUCAAUGUAAAGAGUGUGACAAAGUAUUUAGUUAUACUUCUUCUCUGGCAUAUCAUCGACAAAUUCAUACUGGAGAGAAACUUUACAAAUGUGUUGAGUGUGGUAAGGCUUUUUUUCGACGUUCUUAUCUUUUGGUACAUGAGAGGCAUCAUACUGGUGCGAAACCUUACAAAUGUAAUGAAUGUGGCAAGGUGUUCAGUCAGAAUUCACACCUUAAAAGUCAUCGAAGAAUUCAUACUGGGGAGAAGCCAUAUAUAUGUAAUGCUUGUGGCAAAGCCUUUAGUGUUCGUUCAAACCUAACUCACCAUCAGGUAAUCCAUACUGGAGAUAAACCUUAUAAAUGUAAUGAGUGUGGCAAGGUCUUCAGUCAAACCUCAAGCCUCACAAUUCAUCGAAGAACUCACACUGGAGAGAAACCUUACAGGUGCAAUGAAUGUGGAAAAGUAUUCAGUUCACAUUCAAACCUAAAUACCCAUCAGGCAAUCCAUACUGGAGAAAAACCCUACAAAUGUUCAGAGUGUGGCAAGGUCUUUACGCAGAAUUCACACCUUGCAAAUCAUUGGAGAAUACAUACUGGGGAGAAACCUUAUAAGUGUAAUGAGUGUGGAAAAGCCUUUAGUGUGUAUUCUAGCCUCACUACCCAUCAGGCAAUCCAUACAGGAGAAAAACCUUACAAGUGUGAUGAAUGUGGCAAGGUCUUCACUCAAAAUUCACAUCUUGCAAGUCAUCGUGGAGUUCACAGUGGGGAGAAGCCUUACAAGUGUGAAGAAUGUGGCAAAUUCUUUAGUCAAACUUCAAAUCUUGCAAGACAUUGGAGGGUUCAUACUGGAGAGAAGCCUUACAAAUGCAAUGAAUGUGGCAAAGCUUUUAGUGUGCGUUCUAGCCUGACUUCCCAUCAAGUAAUUCAUACUGGAGAAAAACCUUACAAAUGUUCUGAAUGUGGCAAGGUCUUCAGUCAGACUUCAAGCCUUUCAAUCCAUCAGAGAAUUCACACUGGAGAGAAACCUUACAGAUGCAAUGAGUGUGGGAAAGCCUUUAAUUCACAUUCCAACCUAAAUACCCAUCAAGUAAUCCAUACUGGACAAAAACCCUAUAAAUGUCUGGAAUGUGGCAAGGUCUUUACCCAAAAUUCACAUCUUGCAAAUCAUCAGAGAACCCAUACUGGAGAGAAACCUUAUAAAUGUAAUGAGUGUGGCAAAGCCUUCAGUGUGUACUCAAGUCUGACUACUCAUCAGGCAAUCCAUACUGGAGAAAAACCUUAUAAGUGUAAUGAAUGUGGUAAGGUCUUCACUCAAAAUUCACACCUAGCAAGUCACCGGAGGACUCAUACUGGAGAAAAACCUUACAAGUGUAGUAAGUGUGGUAAAGGCUUUAGUGUGCGUUCAAGCUUGACUACCCAUCAGACAAUCCAUACUGGAGAAAAACCUUACACAUGUAGUGAGUGUGGCAAAGUCUUUACUCGAAAUUCCAACCUUACAAGUCAUCAGAGACUUCAUGUUGGACAGAAGCAUAUGUGAAUAUAGCAAGGUCUUCGAGCAUAAUUCACUUCUUGCACAGUAUCCAGGAAUACAAUCCUAAGAAAAUGUUAGUAUUGUGUUGAUGAUAAAUACCCAUCAUGAGUUCAAAUAUGUCACAGAUGUAGUGGUAUGCAUGUACAGCCACACCCUUUUCAGGGUGUUGUAGGAGCAGUGUCUGCCUGGGAUAUAUAGGAAGAACUUGACUUAAAGUAAAAACUAAAUUAAACUUUUAUAGACAUUUAGCAUAUUAAGCAGACACUCUAAACAUAUGGAGGAGAUGCUUCAGGACAUGAUUUUCACCUCUAUUAAACACAAAAAUGUACAUUGUUAAUGAAAUUAUCCAGUUGGCACUUAUUGAGAAUGUUACUUAAUGACUAUUACAGUGGAAGGUGAAUGGAAGGAAUUACUUGGCCUCUUGUUUUUCAUGGCUAAUCUUCAAUGUUAUAUUCCAUAGAAUAGUUGAUAAUUACUGAACAAUUAAAAGUCAAAAUAGCUAAAACAUGAUAUAUUUAAAAGGUUGAAGAUAGUUGAUACUUGCCUUUAAUAUUCAUGUACUCAUUUAUUUAUGGUUCCUUACAAAAAUCCACUUUGCCAUUUGUGAUUGUUAUCUGCAACUUUCUGAUGAUGCAAUACCUGCCUUAGGGGCCUUUUAUUGCAGCUUCUUGGAAAAAUAGGGUAAAAAGUUACAUUAGUAGGAAAGAAUCAUGUCUGUCUGGUUUCUGAAAAGAAUGACUCCAUUCAACCUGUUGAAGUAAGUAUUGACUAAGUUAUUUUCCUAAUUUGUGUUUAGUUUCUAUAUUAAAUGCCAUGACUAAAGUUAACUUGGUGAGAAAAGGGAUUAUUUCAUCUUAUAGUUUAUAGUUGAUCAAGAGAAGCCAGGAUAAUGACUAGAGUAGGAACCUGGAAGCAGAAACUAAGGAAGACAAUGGAGAAAUGACACAUGUUGGCUUGCUUUCUUGGCUUAGUUCCUUUAUAUACAACCUAGGACCACAAUGUACUAAGGGGGGGGGUGGCACUACCCAAAGUAGUCUAGGCCCUCUUAUAUCAGUAAUUAAUAAAAAAAAGUACUUGAAAGUGAUGAUCAGAGUCCAGCCUGAUGAAUAUGAUUUCUUAAAGAGUCUCUCUUCUCAGAUAACACUAGUUUGUGUCAAGUUAAAAAAUCUAACCAGAUCAUUUAUCAUCUGAAAGGAUCAGGAUAUUAUAAAAUUACAGCAUAAAUUUAUCAUUUAUUGUGUAUGAUGGGAACAUUCUGUGGGACAAAAACAAUUAAGUUGGAAAGAAAUGAUCUAUCAUCUGAUCAUGAGAUACAGAAGCUGCCACAAAAUUAGGAUAUUGCACUUUUUGUGAAAUAAGAACAAUAUGUUAUUAGGGAUAUGUCAUUUGUUGAAUAAACUGCAGAAAACAUGGGGAACUUCUAUAUUGAGUGACAACAGGUUUCACAUGUAGGAAAUAAUAAUUUUUCUUACUUUUAAAAUUAAAGUGAGAAACAUUAUUAGAAUGGAAAAUUUGACCCAAAGAAAGUGUAGGGGCUGUGUAUGUAGCUAGUAGAGAAGCACUUGUGUCAUGCAUGUGAUGCCCUAACUUCAGUGCUCAACAUCACCAAAAUUAAAAAAUACACAAAAGGUUUCUUAAGAGUGACAUCAUUUAACUACUGUUGUUAAGGUUUCCACUGUCUUAUUAAAAAUAUAUCAUUAUUUGAACUUUUAGCUAUUGAAAUAAAGAUUUUAUUUUCCUAUGAA